CCAAAAACGCCAAAGCGGUGCUGCUGCGUUGGCACCUGGCCACCGCCCUCGCCAUGUCGAAACCGGGAUCCGUGCGCGCUUCCGUGCGAGAUCACGAGGAGCGAACGCUCGAGGUGGAUGACAGUGUGGCUUCGCUGGGCUUCGGCUUCCUCCACUUGCCCCCCACGAGACGUUCCCCGUUGGUGAUCAAGACCGUCAAAAAGGACUCCUGGGCUGAUCUGCAGGGCGUGGUGCCCGGGACCGAGUUGUUGGAGCUGGACGGAGAAGAAGCGGGCUGCCUCACUCCAGAACACUUCCGUGAAGCCUUGCAGCGGCGCCCCCUCCGCCUGAAGCUGGCGCCGCCCUAUGGCGAGGUUUGGAAGCAAGUGGCGCACUUUCAGCAGCAGGUGGUGGCCUUGAGCUUGCAGAAGGUGCACCUUCAGCAAGCUCUGAAGGAUGAAAGCGACCGCGUCAUGCGAGAGCUCGGCAUUUGCACGGAGCUGGAGAAGUCCAAUAGCCUGCAGCACAAGGCGAAGCUGCUGAAAGAUCAAGCUCAACAACUCCAAGAGAAGAGGGACUUGGAGGAGGAAGUGGAAAGGCUCCAGGUGGAGCUAGAGACCUCUCAUGCAGAACUGGCUUCAGAGCGGCAACAGCUCGAAGAGGAGAGGAAUAGGUGGCAGGCGGAGUUGGAAGAGUCUCAUCGGCGCCUGGCCUCCGAGCAGCAAAGCAUGGAGGACGAGAGGAAAGACUUGGAGGCCAAACUGGACACAGCCACUGCCUCCUGGAGCUCGCAGAAAGAGCGCAUGGAAGAGGAGAAGAGUGAGAUGCAGGCCUCAAUCUCUGAGCUACAAGCGGAGCUUCAACGAUGUAAGGCUGAGCUUGCGGCGACAGCGCAGUCGGAAGAGUUCAGGCAGGGUUCCCAAGCGGAGCUUGAAGCGGAGAAACUGCGCUGCAGCGCAGAGAGGGAGGAGUCUGAGGCGCCAAGCGCUUUGGGAGCAAGAUGCUCAUGUACAAGAGGUGAACGCCGAGCUCUCCAAAGUGCGUGGCUUUGGCUGAAGAGCCGCGCUCCGACGCCUUCAACUCGCCUCCACGCGGCCCAGCUUAGAAGCGCUUUUGGCCGAACUGGCCACACCGGAACUCUUCAAAGUUGAGAGCCCGGCGCCGGUGUCGGCCACGACGGGGCUUGGUCCGGGCGUGACGCCUGCGGCACGGCGGAGCUUCCAGCGGAGAAGCCUUGUGCCAGCGGAGCCAGAGAAGGUGCAGGCAGACUCCGAGGAGGAGAUGUUCUGAGAAGGAUAGCUCCUCCCUAUCCCCCCGCCUAUUGGUGUACAUGGGGGGGGUACCUCGGUACCUGAGAAGGUCCCGGCAGAUGAUCGAACCCCCACGGUGUCAGGUCCAGAGGCCGAAAGAAUGCCCACGGCUGAAGAGGUUUCGACGUGUCAUACGACGUGGGCUGUGAUUCCAGUUUGACCCCGG
Messenger RNA from Durusdinium trenchii, 1455 nucleotides. NCBI's taxonomy places the organism in Eukaryota, Dinophyceae, Suessiales, Symbiodiniaceae. The record is from the annotation of a GenBank genome assembly.